Messenger RNA from Moesziomyces antarcticus, 3798 nucleotides. RefSeq names its product tcp11-domain-containing protein. The transcript has a single exon. NCBI's taxonomy places the organism in Eukaryota, Fungi, Basidiomycota, Ustilaginomycetes, Ustilaginales, Ustilaginaceae. Bases 1 to 3798 code for a protein of 1265 amino acids. The record is from RefSeq and is a predicted model, not a curated record.
AUGGACGCCUCGGCCGACGACCCGCAGCGCUUCCGAAUCCGUCGAUCGCCGUCGAUCGGCACCUCCGCCGCCGCCGUCGGUCCAGCAUCGACGAGAUCCGGCAAGAGAAAGCUCUCGACCGCAGCAUUCGCCUCUUCGCCCAGCAUGGCGCCUCAUCCUCCAUCGUCACCCAUCGCCUCGGAGCAUCCGACCGACGAGCUCAAGCUCAAGCAGGGCAUUCAGACCGCUUCGCAAGCCGCCAGCACAUCACGAUCCACCGUCGAUGCCUCCGAUGCAACCAGCAGCAACGCAGAGUCUUCGUCCGCCGCCGCGGCUCAUCCGAAUGCCUCGGCUUCUCAUGCCCAGUUUCACGAAUGGCAAGAUCAGCGCAGAUGCCAUUCGGUGCUCGCCGACUACGACUAUUUGCACCCGACCGAGGACCGACGCGACCCACGAAGCUCCAACGCCCGCCUCGUCAUGCCAGUCUCGCAGCAGUCCCAGGCGGUGGCAUGCAGCUCAUCUCAUGACCGCCCAGCUAGUGAGAUGGACUCCCACACUUCGUUGCAACCACCUCCGAUAGCGCUUCAGCACGACGACUCGGCAAACGACGUCACACGCGACACUGCUCCAAGCCACACCGGUUUGGGGCCGAGUCCGUCGCUUCCGCUCAGCCCAGAAUGCAACGUCUCGCCCUCGCCCUCGUUUGCUGCUUACGGAUAUCCCGACACACCACCCCGUGUUUCUCAGCGUCUUUCGUCUUCGUUGUCGCAAGAUCGACCCGGCACUGCCGGCGCAUCCACCUCGGCUGCCGCCUCGUCUCACCGUCUUUCCAGCAUCGCCGAAUCGUCAAACGAGCGAGCAGGCCCAGCAGACGCUUGCAGCACAAAUCACAUUGCAUCGGAGACGUCGCGUCCGUGGACGAGAGCGACGUCUUUGAGAUUCGACCAAGCCGAGCAGCGUGAGCGCUCGCCGCUUGGUGAGGCGACGCACCAUGCAUCGCAGUCGCAAGAUCCCUUCCGCCUGCAGCCCGUUCCGCCGUCGAAGCGUCGAAAGCUGGACGAUUCCCUUGCAGGCUCAACUCAUGCUGAUCUCGGGUCGCCCACUCGCAUCGACGACACGCAGCGCUCGAGCGACGCUGGCGUUGCGUCUGACUCUGCGCAGGUACGCAGCAGUGUCGAGACGAAGGCAGGUGAGGCGCUCUCUGAAGACAAGCCUGGCUUCCUCAACCACACCCAACGCGCUGCUUUGGUCCCGUCCGCUCAGCCAAGCGCCUCUGCGUCUUUGUCCGUAGCGAGGACUUCGUCGGCACACGCCGCUCGCCUCGACCAAUCCACAGAUGCGAGACACGCUGCUCAUGCCCCUGCCACCACCACCCGCAACGCGCACGCCGAGGCGAUCCAGCGAAAGCAGCAUGCCUGGCCGAGCCGCAAGUACUCGCGCCUCACACGUGCUCAGAGCGUGCCCAACCUGCGUGCCAAGGCCACGCUCGACGUCUCGGCGCCGUCGCAUCACCGCCUCAUCCUGCCCAACCAUCUGGCCGGCUACGUCUCGUCGCACUCGCGACAGAGCCGCUCUGGUCAGAACGGGUCCAAGGGCUCGACAAUGCGACUCUCUAAGGGGCUGCCACUCAACCUCGCACAUUACUCUGUCGGGACCAGCAGCUCACGCUCGCGAUCGACGUUUACACCCACGCUGCAUCCGCCCAUCACACGGCACACGCUGCGCGAGCUCGACCUGCUCGAGAUCCUCAAGAACCCGCAGCUCCGCCACGACGUUGUCUUCGAUCCCAACGUCCAGUUCCGCCCCAACUUUGAUGGCGAGCGCGGCAGGCGCAAGCGCGAGGCCGGCGAGAGAUACUGGGCUGCUGUUGUCCGCGAGAUUGAGACCGGCUGCACCUGCACCGCCUUUUCGCAUGGCCAGCUUCUGCCGUGCACGUGUCGCGCCAAGGGUCGUUCGCUGCCCGCCGGUGUAGCGUGUCUGCGGGAUGCAGCGGCUGGCCCCGAUGGCAAGCGCGAUUCCAAGGGCAGGCCGCCGCUGCCCAACUCGCGUAUUCCGUCGAGGAUCCCACUGCUGGUGCAGGAGUUGCGCACGAUCUGCCUCUCGAUUCUGCCAUCCAACUACCCCGCCGACUCGGCCGGUGUGGUGGCAGAGGAGGCUUCAGCCACAUCUACUGACGACAGCAAGGUGGGCGACGAAGCUGGUUCCGACCGCGACCGUCUGGCUUCGGAGAAAGCGGCUGCUUCGGCCUCGUCUGGCGUUCCUUCGUUGGCCACGACGCACCACCAACUCAUUGCACACACGCUGGACCCGCACCUGAUCGCACAGGAGCUGCAGCACGGCGUGCUGGACGUGCCUGCGCUCAUCACGUUUAUGGGAUCGAUCCUCAAGCUGCACUGCGCGCCGAUGCGCGACGAGGCGAUCGAAAAGAUGGUCGAGGUGGUGUGCAUCGACCACGACAUCGGCAAGGGUCUGCGACUCUGUUUCGAGAUCCUCGAGCUGAUGAAGCUCGACAUUGCCAACCACCAGCUGCGGUCGGCGCGGCCGUUCCUGGUGGAGACGGCGGUGGACUUUGAGAUCCGCUGGUUCAAGGAGCAGAUCGAGCAGGGCAAGAUGUCGCUAGACAAGACGACCGCCUGGAUGCGACACGCACUGAGCGAGGCGAGCGACGAUUCGGGCCUGCCGCGCAGCCAAGUGAUGGUGACGGCAUUCAACCGCGGCAUGCUGCAGCUCAUCUUUGAUGUGCCGGGCACGCUGCCCGUGCUGUCGCAGGUGGCCACGCCGCUGGGCUCGCCGUCGUCGUCGUCGCUCAACAACACCUUUGCCACGCUCUACCCAGAGACGUUCCAGUUUGACGCGUACCGCAUGAUGACGUUCCACAACGAUGUGUCGGACCUGACGAUCGUAUAUAUGCUGCUGCUGCUCUUCCGCCAGCUGUGCGGCACGCCGCUGGACGACGGUGCGCCGCUGCCGGCGUGCGUGGGCAGCCUGGUGCAGCGCCAGCUCAAGAGCAUCAAGGGCGAGAUCUGGUGUCUGCUCAACGACGCCAAUCUGUGCCUGUCGGGCUCGGGCGGCACGUCUUCCGCGCCUGCGGGGGCGUCCUCGGCGAGUGGCCCUAGCCGACGUGCAGCAGGCGUGGAGGGUAAGCCGUUCCUCGGCAGCGCCGGCGGCUUUGCCAAGCUCGACCAUCCGCGUUGGCGACGCGCGAUGCAGAAUGUGCUUCUCCAGAUCGCCGCGCGCGCCGCAGCGGUGCAGACGGCGGCGCGAACGGGCACGUCGGACCCGAGUGCGGUCAAGACGGCGGCGCCGUCGGCCAAGACGCAGCAGCUGCUCAACUCGUGGAUGGAGACGAAUCUGCGCAGCGGAUCGGCGCUGCACAAGAUCUGCCAGAGCCGGCUGCGCGAUGUGGUGCUGGGCAUGCUGACGGACAAGGUGCGCAGCAGCCUGCAGAUCGUCGCGGCUGUGCCUGCGGCCGUGCCUGCGGCCGCCAGCAAGGGUGGCGAGCCUAGUGCAAGCCAGCAGAAGCGCGCAAGCUCGAGCGAAGACGGCGAUGCAGAUGACGGUGCAUCGGCGUCCAAGAGGCACCGCACCGAUGCUGGUUCGGACGCCACGAGCAGCGACCAGGUGACCAACGCUGCGGGUGUCGCGGCCGGCACGGGCACGCCCUGGGACGCUGCGAUGAACCGCGCGGGGCUGGAGCCGUUUGCGGCCGAGAUCCGAUUGCUGUCGGACCGAGUGGCCAAGGUGGCGACGUUCCACCUGCGCGUCUUCCGCCACCUGUACGAAGGCUUUGAGGCUGGCCGCGCCCAGCCAGCCCAAUAG